Messenger RNA from Cyclopterus lumpus (lumpfish), 2890 nucleotides. It is a transcript of the gene fbxo21, whose product is annotated as F-box protein 21. Bases 31 to 1962 code for a protein of 643 amino acids. Gene Ontology annotation, molecular function: protein binding; DNA binding. The transcript has 12 exons. The record is from RefSeq and is a predicted model, not a curated record. Lineage: Eukaryota; Metazoa; Chordata; Actinopteri; Perciformes; Cyclopteridae.
GCAAUGAGGUAAUCGGAGUAAACAGUAAAGAUGGCGACUUCUGUAGCCGGAGAGGGGCAACACAGUCUAAAUGGGAUUAUUUCCGACUCGCAAACCAAAAAUCUGACCGACCUGCCGACCGAGCUACUCGAACAUAUCCUGUGCUUCGCUGUCCUCAAACACGUCGACAUCUGUAACGUCUCCUGCUGCUGCAAGCGGCUACACGACGUCUGCCACGGAAGGGGGAAGGUCUGGGGACACCAGUACAAACUAAGAUGGCCGAGACUGCAGAUGUUUUACCGUCAGAACGAGUGCUGCGACUGGCUCAGAGAAUACAAAACGCGCCAUAGAGUUGGCAUACAAAUACGAAGGACCGUGGAAUCAAUCUCAAAGAGAUUCUUCACAGAAGUCGGAUCUGUAACCCAGCCUUGCGUUGGCCAGGUGCUCGGAGACAGCUUUGCAGAGAUCGAGUCACUCGGGAUGCCGGAGCACUUCUGCGAAGACGAGCUCCUCUUCAUACUCAACUCUGACAAGAGGAAAAGCUUGACCUUGAAGUACUACGCAAAGAAAAUCCUUUACUUCCUGAGACAACAGAACAUCCUGAGGAGUUUGAAGACCUUCAUGGAGCAGGCUGCAGAUCAGCAGUCAUCUCUGGAGGGUGCCAUACUGGUUGAUCAGUAUUGUAACCCCCUGGCUGAUGUAACACUGAACAGCAUAUCAGCCCAACUGGAUGAGAUUGCAGAAAAAGUGAAGAAGAUGCUGAGAAUCAAGAACCCAUCUCACCCCAGCCUGCGCAUCGUCCAAGGUGACUGUUCAGUCGUAGAGGACUUCGAGCUCCAGAGGCAGGUGGUGUCCGCCCUGAACUCUGUCUUGUAUGAGCAGCUUCAGUACAAAGGCAACGAGUUUGACUACUACAACCCUCUCAACUCUUACAUCCACCAGGUGCUACUCCGCCGUACAGGCAUUCCCAUAAGCCUCUCUGUCCUCUACAUGAAUUUAGCCCGAAAGCUGGGGGUUCAGCUGCAACCUGUCAACUUUCCAAAUCACUUCCUGCUGCGCUGGUGCCAAAAACCCAGAGGGAGUGAGGACAUCUUCGACUUUGUCUACAUCGAUGCCUUCGGUAAUGGCAAACAGCUGACCGCCAAGGAGUGCGAGUACCUCAUCGGCCACCAGGUGACAGCAGAUUACUACAGCGCCAUCAGCACCACCGAGGUGCUGCUCAGGAUGGUGGGGAACCUGCUCAACAUCGGCAAAAGAGGGGAGGGCAAUGAGAAAUCCUACCAGCUGUUGAGAGACUCUCUGGACCUCUACCUCACUAUAAACCCAGAUAAUGUGCAGUACCUGCUGCUGCAGGCACGCCUCUAUUUCCAUCUGGGCAUUUGGCCAGAAAAGGUGCUCGACAUCCUGCAGCACAUUCAGGCGUUGGAUCCUUCCCAGCACGGGGCGGUGGGUUACCUGGUGCAGCACACGCUGGAGCACAUCCAGCACAAGAAGCAUCCCGUCACACCUGAGGAGAAGAAGCGCAGCGCUCCAGAACACUCGGAGGUCCAGUAUUCAGUCGGCCUCAUCAUGAAACACAAGAGGUCGGGAUACAACUGUGUGAUCUACGGCUGGGACCCAAAGUGCACCAUGAGUCAGGAGUGGAUCACCACCAUGAGGGUCCACCAGCUGUCCAACGGGGCCAACCAGCCUUUCUACAACGUCCUCGUGCAGGACGGAACGUGUCGCUACGCAGCACAAGAGAACCUGGAGCCCCACUCGGCGCCCCUGGAGAUCGGCCACCCGGAGGUGGGACGAUACUUCUCCGAGUUUGCCAACACCUACUAUUUUGCCAACGAAGAACUGCAGACACGGUACCCGGAGGACAUCGUUGAAACUCUGGGCACGGUGCAGGAGCUUUACCACAGACUCACACCUGGCCUCGGGAACCAGGACCAGGCUUCUGCCACGGACCCAAACGACCACCGAGCCGUGCCCAUGUAGCGGCGUCGCUGUGUCGGAGCCGGUGGCCCAUUCUCGGUCCACGGGGCCACUUGGCUGCUGCUUUGUUGCACAUUCUCAAGACCAGGACGUGUGUAGCGGAACAUUUUUGGUAAAAAGAAAACACGAUAAAAACAGCCGGCAUACAGUAUUUACAGGAACUGAACUGAAUUGGUGAAGAAAGCAAGUAUUCUCAAAUGUGAUUUCGUACCACAGUCGGGCUCCUGUGCGGAUCGGGAGAGAAAUAUCAGAAAAAAGACCAAAACGUCUGGAAACAUGCAGCGAAGAUUGUUACUGUUUCGAUACACACGUCCGAUGCCGCAGUGUAUUUGUGGUGAAAACAAAGCUCGAACUAUAAAGUGAUGCGGCCUAGACGAUCAUCAUCAUCAUCAUCCAGGAUCAACAAAUCCAGUCAUGCAGUUGAGUUUGAAAAAAUUAAAAAAUGCAUGCAAACUCAAAAUAAUGCAUAAAUAGACAGCUUGAAGUACACAGUUAAGUGGACGAGUGAAUUCAGGAUGGGUAUCCAGGUGUUGUAAAUCUUCCUCUACCUAAAACCAAGGAAUGCUCCUUUCACCCAGAGCUCCCCGACCCUUGACCACAACUCCGUGCACCCAGCACCAAUCAAAUAAGCCCCCAGCAUAUAGUCCAACACCCCCCCCCCAGUAACAGUGCCACACAAAAGACUAUACAGAAGACACUUUGUAAAUUGAAUCCUACUUUUACCUCCCCAUCUUUAAAUCCUGUGUCACGCACUUACGAAGGUUAAACUUUCACAUUUGUAGAUGAUCUUGUUUAUUUUUAUUUUGUUCCUGUAUAUUUACAAGUGAAACAUGUCACGGCUCAUUGGUGGUGUUGUUGAGCUGUUGAUGGAGAAACAAAAGAAGAACCAAUAACGUCUCAGUUGAAAACAAUAAAGCGUUUCAAAUUUUAA